ACGCGAAUCUGCGCCACAUCUCGCACGUUCACAUUCGAAUGUGCACCCAUUGUCUUUCGUGUUAUUUAUUUCGUGGUAUUCUUCGUGGAAGCACUUAAUUACUCUUGUCAAUUUUUUCUUCGUCUCAGAUCACAGGAACUGUUCUCCUGCGGCUUGACUUACCUCCUUGUUGCACUCUGGUCGUAAGGAAAACGUAUGGCCAAGGCCACCAUAACUUGGCUUUUGUACCGUGUCGCUUUACCUUUUGCACUGCUUACGGCGGUGCUGCUCCGGUUCAGCGUAAUAUCGCUGACGUACCUAAUUUUGUUACUGGUUAACCCGUUAUUGCCAGGACCAUGCGGACGCAAAAAGAAACCAGCUCCUGCUCUCUAUUUGAAAGUUGUCGCCGGCACAUGCACGAUGGUAUAUCUCGGCCACAUUACCUACCAGCUACUGCUCCUCGUAACAAGUACAGGCGACAGCGUUAAUAUGCCGGACAUGUGCUCCAAUCGGGAACGAAUACUCGCCAUUCUUGGACUCUAUCGUCUCAAGGGACUUGCAGUCCUGGAGGCACUACGCCUCUUUGGAAUAGACUUCGUUAUCUUCGUGAUCGCUGUAAUAUCGCAUAUUUACUACACGCGCCAAGAUGACAAUGUUGUGGAUGGCUUCAGGCUGCUGCCACCAGCUCAACGGCUACGGCGCAGAUCUAUACUAUAUUUAUUCGGAGAACUGCUUGUACUCGUGCUUAUGGCGGCCGCCGGUAUCCUGCACGCUUCGUUGACAUCAAUGACCUAUUUCCUAUCUUUCCUCUGCGUGGCUACUUGGUUGUCUCUGCAUCAUUGCUUGGACCGCAGUUACCACAUUAGCCGGUGCCUGCUCAUGCUCUACAUUGUUUUUCACCUCAUUGCCAUCUACGUUUAUCAGUUGGACUACGCACAGGAGUAUAUUCCCUCCGAUACAUAUCAAGCCAGGCUCGUCGGUCUCCUCGCAUUACGCAGAUCUACCUGCCAAUAUGAGCCCAUUAUUGGUAUUACAAUUGAAGACGUUUACAAGGUGAAGUUUUACGACCAGGACUGGACCUUAUAUACGGCGCCGUUUGUCGUCCUUGCACUUUACUACGCCGCGGCUGUCAUGACGCGCCUUCAGCUGUUGCAGUCACAAGUCCGACUUCGUCAGAGUUUGAUCAGCCUGAUGGGCAGUACAAUACCACCUAGCUCAGACGAAGUAUCACGUGACCUACCUUCGCGUCAGCCAUCGCCUUUGGAACCUGGAAGAAGAGUGCAUCGACCGUCGGCCGUCUCAUUCGCCCCUGUGGACAUGAAGGAGGGAAAGCAGGAUAAAGGUGAUGACCAGUCACGUUCUGCGAGUCAGGAUGACAACCUGUCUGUGUCUGGGUACGCAAUGGGACCGAGCACACGCCGUCGUAGUCCACCACCUCCACCGACACGCCUCACGAAGGUCAUUAGCCAGGCAUUCAAAGUUCUGGUUCAGUGUUUCACAUUACUCUCUGGCGGAAGUCACGCAUUGACGAUGGUUGUCAUGAUGGCAUGGAGCAUCACCUAUCAUUCCUGGUUGACCUUUGUCUUAUUAGUAUGGUCCUGCAUUCUGUGGAUGUUGCCAAACAACCGGCAGGCCUGCUUACGAUCGUCGCCUGCUCUCGUUGCGUAUGCAGAAAUCCUUCUGCUUCUUCAGUACCUGUACAGUCUCGAUUUGACAGACGAGGAACUGCCAACACACCUGUAUGGAACAAAUAUGAACCAAGUUGGACUAGUCAAGUACUAUAACAGAUCAUAUCAGGCCCUCUUCAUCAAGAUUCUAUACACUAUCGUGUUCUGGAUAACACUUCACCAACGCGUCGAGCUUAAACAUAGCAGCCCUACAAGCGAGUCCAUGGAAACGGCAGCUGAAGAACUGCAGAAUGCAUCGGUGUCAGGAUUCAGCGCCAAGUGUGAAUGCUACCGCAAACAAACUGCACUGCUAACUGGCACUAGCGCACGUAUUCAGCUGCAACGUUUGUCGCAUCCGUUGCACCAGUUUCUCACUCGCUAUUGGGUGUGGGUCGUGGCUUGCUCUUUCGGCCUCGUUGCCCUCGGAGGCACCAAAGUAGUCGUGUACCGUGUCAUCUACCUUUUUUUCUUCCUCGCGUUCCUGCUAACUUUCCAGCUUUCCUACAGCCUGUGGGUGCGACUGAUGUAUUCCUUCUGGCUCGUGGUUGUGAUAUACUCGAUGAUUGUACUGAUUCUCAUCUACACGUACCAAUUCGAAAAAUUUCCCCUCUACUGGGAGACGUACCUUGGUGUGCCACGCGAGAUACAGCAUGCUUUGGGGCUGGAGAAAUACACAACGUACGAUACAUUCCUCGCCUUGCUUGUGCCCACCUUAAUGCUGGUGAUCAUAAUCUGGCAGCUCAAUUGGUUUCACCAGGGGUUCAUACGUUUCAACGAAGAAUAUGCUUCUGUCAAAAGCACGCCUACACCCCAAGUUGCCCAGAAAGCUCCGGACGUCGUUGGAGCGGGUGUGCAGCUACGUGAUCCAGACGAACCCGCCGAAGCCUAUCGCAUUGAAAAAGAACCUCCACGCUUCAGUUUCCGGAGACCGCGUGUGUCCUGGCUCCAGGUACACAGAUUCCUGUCGGACGCCAUGGAAGUAGUGUGGCGACUGUUGGAAAUUCAUGUCAUCAAGAUCGUGUUCUUUUCCGUUUUCUACGUGUCUGUUAAUGACGUAUGCGUCUUGAACCUGGUGUUCGUAUUGCUCGUAGUGUUUGCGCUCCCUUUCCGACCGCUACACUUUUUCUUCUCUCACUGCUGUUCGCUGUGGGCGUCAGCCCUCUUCCUGGUGAAGAUGAUAUACCAACUGAGCUUCGUUGACGCAGAAAGAGCAGCGCUCAACUGUUCAUACUUGCAGAUUGAGAACAGCAACGACACGUCCGUGCCUACUGCACUGUUCAACAGCACGGUGAACAACAUGAUGUGGAUUGGUCUUCGAAAAUAUUCCGACAUGUCGUACAGCACGAGCUACAUAGCACUGGUCUUCAUGUUCACCAUCCAAGGAGUCGUGAGGUACCGGCAAAGGUACAACAGGCAACGGAAUGGACUUCCAGAACCAAAACCUGGCAUUGCUUUUCCCUUUGUCAAGCGGAACAACGCUGACGACAACAUCAGGACGUUCAUCAAAUUCCUCGUGAACUACGGUUUCUACAAAUUUGGUGUUGAGAUUUGUUUCGUAUCAAUGGUUUUCUGCAUGGGAAAUCACAUGGACGUGUUUGCCCUUCUGAACUCAAUGUGGCUCAGUGGACUAUUCCUUCUGAGGCGUCGCCGGCUAAGCACUAUCUGGCCCUACUAUGUAGCAUACCUGUGCGUAACCCUGCCUCUCCAGUACAUCAUGGUCCUUGGAUUGCCGCCAGAACUUUGCAUCGAUUACCCAUGGCAAGGUUCGCAACGUAAUGCACUUCGAGAAAUAGCAUACUGGCUGUACCUCCCAGACUAUCUGGAGCCACCGGAAACUCAGAAACUUCAUGCCGAGUUCCUUCACCUCAUGCUAGCAUGCAGCCAGCUUUUCAUAUUCUCCAUAGAAAACUCCCACAACAGAGUGCUCAGUUAUCAAGGAGGCUCUAACAGGGAGAUUUACGACCGUAGUGGACGCUUUAUAGGUAGAACACCGAAUCCCAUUCCGGACUUCGUCACCUAUGUGAGGUCGUACUUGUCAAUGAUCCAAUCCUACGUGUUCUUCUCCUUCUACUGGAUUACGCUGGCAGUGAUGUUUGUGGCGGGCACAAGCCAAGUUUCCAUAUUUGCGAUGGGUUAUGUCCUGGGCUGUUUUGUCUUCCUGUGGAACGGGAAUGACUUUUACCUGAAACCCAUGAACUUGCUGCUCAAAAAGUGGAACAUGUUGCUCGCCUACAACGUUCUGGUCAUCUUCAUCAAAUGCAUCCUGCAGCUCGUUGGUUGCGUCUUCAAAGAGUACCUGUUCACAUACUCCUGUUGGAUGGUGCAACUCCUUGGCAUUGUGUGUCUCAGAAAUCCAGUGGUCCAAAUAUCUGUAACCUCGAAAGACAUGCCUGGAGCUUUAGGGCACUCCGACGCCGGAGGUGACGUUUGUCGUCCUUCUCCUGCGUUCGAAGGCAGCCUCUUCUGGGACGGCGUCUGUCUUGCGUUCUUGCUGGCGCAGAAGCGUCUGUUCAUGUCUUACUACUUCCACCACCUCAUCAUCGAAGUCCUCGUGCAGCAGCGCCUUGCGUCCCGUGGAGCUGAGAUGAUCCACGAUAUCAAGCUUGAAGACGUUGAGGAGCAGCGGGCGUAUGAACAGGAGCUCAUGAAGAAGAUCAAAUGGAAAACGGAAAAGCUUCGUGCGAACCAGCAGAAGAUGCGAGUGCGCGACGAAGAACCGGAAACGCACUACGAGGCAAUUCGUUCGGGUGACUACUACUUGUUCGACGAGCAGUCCAGCGUUGAUCUUGAGAUUGAAAUUGACAGCGUGAAGGCGCGGCGUUUGCCGGACGAAGACGCGGACGUCAAAGUUCGUGGGAUAAACGCACUUCUAAGCACUGCCAUCAAAACUGGAAGUCUACGUCGUGCGCCUGAGGAGUCGUCUUGGCUUGGUGGCACGUCUAUUCAGGAACCUCCAGCCAGCAGCGCGGAGUCGACAGAGUCUGAGAUACAUCACCAAGCACCAGCGGGAACGAAGACUGUCUGUUACGCACCAUCCAAAAGACCUCCGGUGCUAAGGAGGGCUUCUUCAACUGGCUUCGUUGAGGCGCAGACUGAGGCUUCCGACAAGCAGUUCAGCGACGUACUGUUGGGAUACCUUGGUUUCCUUGUAGCUCUCAUUGACAGCAUGCUCAUCAGUGCCACAGCUAAACUGAAUGAAGUCUCCCGAGACUACCGCUACGUUGCGAGACACCUGGCAGAGGAAAAACGGCAAGACAAGAAACGGUACACGACUGGUCUGGCAACGACUUGGGACGUCGAAACAGUGAGAAGAACGAGAAUCCACUUCUAUGAGACCACAAAGCAACAACAUCGAACGUGUCCAACACCGAGAUCUCGCACGUACAGCGUGGACAAGCAGGACUGGGGCGUUCCUCAACAACGACCGUCCGCCAUACGGUUCCUCGUCGCUUUCUUUUACGCCAUCGUGUCCAGAUCUGAGGUGGUCUGUUACCUCAUAAUCGUCAUGAACCAGAUCAUGUCGGCCAGUCUUCUCUCUCUGCCACUUCCGCUCAUGGCUUUCCUCUGGGGCUCGCUAUCCGUCCCACGGCCGUCCAAGACCUUUUGGAUCACCAUCAUCACCUACACGGAAGCCAUUAUCGUUGUCAAGUACCUUUUCCAGUUUGACUUCUUCAAAUGGGAUGACACUGACACGGGUAGCGCAUUCGAUGCGCCGAGGCUCAUAGGGAUCGACAAGCGGAAGGGCAACACACAUUACGCGCUUUACGAUCUCGUUCUGUUGCUCUUCGUGUUCUUCCAUCGGUUUAUGCUGAAGGGCCUCGGCCUUUGGAAGGACACUGAGGGUACUUCCAGUUGCAGCGAAAGCUCGUCAACGGAGGCAUUCACCACAGCGCUGUCACCGACGCCACCAGAGAGAACGGAUGCAAACGACGAGACCGAUGACUGGGGCAAAAAUGACGCCAGCCUUAACCUGCAUCAUGCGUUUGACGGGGUCUGGUAUUAUACGGAUCAAUUCAAGACUUUCUUCCUCGACCUGCUCCAUCCGGUAUAUCAAGUCACAACCGACGUGUACGGUUACAUGUUCUUGUGCGACUUCAUCAACUUCAUGAUCAUGGUGUUCGGGUACUGGGCGUUUGGUACCGGAAGUUCAGAAGUAGGCGUGGCGACUUAUGUCCGAAAGAAUGAGGUGCCACUACCUUACAUGGUAAUGCUGUUGGCGCAAUUCGGCCUCAUAGUUAUCGACCGUGCGCUGUAUUUGCGAAAGUACAUUCUGGGCAAGCUCAUCUUCCAACUUCUCAUGGUUCUGAUCAUUCACCUCUGGAUGUUUUUCGUGGUUCCUGGCAUCAGUCAGCGCUCAUUUGUGGACGACAGAAAUCUGCCGCCCAAACUGUGGUACUUCAUAAAGUGCGUCUACCUCAUGCUCUCGGCGUACCAGAUUCGUUGCGGAUAUCCGAGCCGUAUAUUGGGCAACUUUUUCUGCAAAGAGUACUAUUACAUCAACUACGUUCUUUUUAAAGGGUACAUGUUGGUACCUUUCUUAUACGAAUUACGGUCUCUCAUGGACUGGAUCUGGACGGACACCAGCAUGAGUCUGGGCUACUGGUUUAAAAUGGAGGAUAUAUUUUCGAGUGUCUUUCUCACCAAAUGUCUUCGUCGAGCGGAAGCGGACUACCCAACUCCCCGUGGUGAAAACCGCGAUUCCUUGACGAAGUACGGACUGGGAGGCCUGCUACUCAUCGUACUCAUUCUAGUGAUCUGGUUCCCGCUGUUACUGUUCUCCCUCGCUAAUACGGUGGGACGCUCCCUUCUUCCGUCCCGUUGCUCCCUGGAGUUAGGCAUAGGCGGCUAUCAGCCACUCUUUCGGAUGAGCCUUCAGGGGAACGCGAUGCAGCCGAUGCCAGAAGGGUCAUGGAGAAUCCUGAAGACCAUGUAUAAGUCCAAAACUGGUGCACGGGAGUUCUUGAGUAACUACGAUGCCGAAGACGUCGCUGUGAUAACUGUCAACGGCAAUUCCACUGGUCUAUGGGCCAUAAGCCCUCCUGGACGGCAGAAGUUGAUGCAGCAGCUGAAUGACUCUUCCAUCCCGCUCCAAAUAACCAUGAAAUGGGAGAUCACGCGCAUUCUAAGUGGCAAGAACAACGCCGAUCAGACGCACAGCGCCGUGGAAGUCUCGCCUUUGUCGGAUGCAGCGUUGAGACGGGAGCUGUCGCGUAUGAUAGCGGGCGAUGAAGCCACCGAUGUCGCCCUUCCCGCGAUAUUCCCAAAGUAUAUUCUAUCGUCCCGAACGGGGAAAUUGGAAGUCGUUGGUGCUCUGGAUCCGCCGAGUUCGAUGUAUCGAAAUCUGACGUUGCGCCUGCGCUUUGGAACCUUCCGCAACGGCAGCGAUCCGGGCGAGUGGUGGGAAAUUCAAGAGCAGUGCUCCAAAGGAUCUCCCUAUCCUUUCCUCCCACCGGAGCAUGCUUCCUGCUCUUACCUGAAUAUGAUCGUGUUCUGCGACAAGGUCUUUCCCCAAGCUUUGCUGUUCUUCUGGGAUUACGGGAUUAUUGGCAUGUAUACAACGUUCGUGCUGGUGGUCUCCCGUCUGCUGCGUCGCUUGCGGGCAGGGUCAUCGAUCUACAUCAAGUUCGACGACAUGCCGAACGUCGAUCGUGUCUUGCAGCUCUGUUUGGACAUCUACCUUGUGAGGGAAAGCAAAGAGCUUCUCCUCGAGGAAGAUUUAUUUGCCAAGCUCAUAUUCCUCUACCGUUCCCCGGAGACUCUCAUAAAGUGGACACGGCCAGCGCAACCGAUCAUGCAUCAACCGGCAUGAUUCUGUUUGUUGUUUUGGGAUUUGAAUAUAAGCGUUUGGAUAUAAAGAAAAAUAUGUAAAAAUAUAGAAAGUUCAUAAACCCCUUUUAUUCGCCU
Molecule: messenger RNA, 7550 nt
Organism: Ornithodoros turicata
Lineage: Eukaryota; Metazoa; Arthropoda; Arachnida; Ixodida; Argasidae
Product: piezo-type mechanosensitive ion channel component-like
Exons: 38
Coding region: 196-7455 (2419 amino acids)
Cellular component (GO): membrane
Molecular function (GO): mechanosensitive monoatomic ion channel activity
Source: RefSeq, a predicted model, not a curated record